AUGCUGACUCCUUGCACCCUGCGUAGAUGCUGUCCCGUGUGCCGAUCACGGCUGAACAUCACGAAAGUAAUACCGCUGUAUGGACGAAACAGUGAGGUACAGGCUGCCAACGGUGAAAUGGCGCCGCGCCCUCUGCCACAGCGGUUGGAGCCGAGUCCGUCAAAUGGAUCGCUCUAUUUCGGCUUCCUACUUGGCUUUCAAACAUCACUCGGCUAUGGCAGCUUUCCGAUUGAGACUCUCGCAUCCGCUCUGAAUUUAAACGAUGAGCAGGCGCUGUUUCUAUUUUUCGGUCUCUUUUGCCUCGGCUGGCUGAUGUUCUAA
This is a messenger RNA of Drosophila hydei, 321 nucleotides long. RefSeq names its product E3 ubiquitin-protein ligase RNF185-like. The coding region runs from base 1 to 321 and encodes 106 amino acids. Lineage: Eukaryota; Metazoa; Arthropoda; Insecta; Diptera; Drosophilidae. The record is from RefSeq and is a predicted model, not a curated record. The transcript has a single exon.